This is a messenger RNA of Sporothrix brasiliensis 5110, 459 nucleotides long. Its product is annotated as large subunit ribosomal protein L35e. Gene Ontology annotation, cellular component: cytosolic large ribosomal subunit; ribosome. Bases 1 to 459 code for a protein of 152 amino acids. The transcript has 3 exons. The record is from RefSeq and is a predicted model, not a curated record. Gene Ontology annotation, molecular function: mRNA binding; structural constituent of ribosome. Gene Ontology annotation, biological process: translation; maturation of LSU-rRNA from tricistronic rRNA transcript (SSU-rRNA, 5.8S rRNA, LSU-rRNA). NCBI's taxonomy places the organism in Eukaryota, Fungi, Ascomycota, Sordariomycetes, Ophiostomatales, Ophiostomataceae.
AUGCCGCAUGACAUAAGACCAGACUACCUCAACCGUCAACAAGGCGACCGACCGACACCGACAUUUUCGUUAAAAGAGGAGGAUUGCCUAUCUGGGGACGUUAAGGCCGGUGCCCUGUGGCCCAAGAGCAAGGAUGAGCUCGUCAAGCAGCUCGCUGAGCUGAAGACGGAGCUGAGCCAGCUCCGUAUCCAGAAGAUCACCUCGUCGGGUUCCAAGCUGAACCGGAUUGGUGACGUCCGCAAGUCGAUUGCCUGCGUCCUGACCAUCAUCAACGCCAAGCAGCGCGCCCAGCUCCGCCUCUUCUACAAGAACAAGAAGUACCUGCCUCUGGACCUGAGACCGAAGCAGACCCGCGCCAUCCGCCGGCGGUUGUCCGCCGAGGAUGCCGCCCGCACCCUGACCAAGACCAAGAAGCGCCAGUCUCACUUCCCCCAGCGGACCUUUGCCGUCAAGGCAUAA